GGUGCUUUCAUCAAAUAUUCAAAUUCCCCUGCUUGAGCUUAUUAAGCGUUCGAUAUUAAUAAAAUAAUAAUAAUCUUAAAGCGUCGUGUUUGUUUUUAGAUAAAACAGUAAUUAGUUACAUUACUUGACGUAUUUAUAUAACCGAUAAGAUGAUCAGUAAAUCUUCUUGGCACCCUUUACUUUUAACACUCCUCCUCACUACCGUGGAAAUGAAGAAGUUUAAGGUGCUAAUUACAAAUCCGAAUGUGCCUCGAGUAGCUUAUGACCUUUUAACACAAGCGUGUGACGUAGUGACAAACCAAGGAUAUGGCCGAAACUAUACACUAGAAAACAUCAAAGGUGUCGACGCCUUAUUUUGUGACUCCCAGGCUAAAGUUGACAAAGAGCUUCUCGAUGUGGCUGGUUCCCAAUUGAAAGUUAUUGGAACAAUGUCGGCAGGAUACAACCACAUCGACUUAAACGAACUGAAGUCUCGCGAUAUUAAAUUAGGGAAUACCCCGGUGGUAUUGGACGAAGCUGUAGCUGACGUAGCUAUGAUGCUGGCCAUGGCUGCCUCUCGUCGUUUAACCGAAGGCAGGCGACAUAUUGAACAGAAUACUUGGCCCUCGGAUUGGGAUCCUCAGUGGAUGUUGGGCCAGGAUAUAGCCGGGUCAACUAUUGGGAUAAUCGGGUUAGGGAAUAUUGGUCAAAGUAUUGCUAAGAGGCUUAAAGGGUUUGAUGUCGCUAAGAUUUUGUAUACUGGACACAGAGAGAAGCCUGAAGGAAAGGCUUUAGGAGCCGAAUUCGUCAACUUAGACACCCUGAACAAAAACAGCGAUUUCAUCUUUGUAGCGGCCCCACUUACCAACGAAACGAACCAGAUGUGCAACUCGGACUUUUUCGCUAAAAUGAAAAAAACCGGGGUGUUUAUUAACAUUAGCAGGGGACAACUGGUGGACCAAGAAGCUUUGAUAUCCGCUCUCAAAAACGGUGAAAUUUUCGCAGCUGGUUUGGAUGUGAUGACCCCGGAACCGCUUCCCGCGGAUAGUGAAUUAUUGAAGCUGUCCAACGUCGUACUUACACCGCAUAUCGGCAGCGCCACCUUGAACACCAGAAACGAAAUGGCACGACUCACUGCACAAAAUAUCCUCAGAGGUUUGGGAGGCGAAGAAAUGUUUACUCCUGUUAAACUUUAAAUGUGGUUUGGCAAUAAACGUUUAAAAACUG
Anthonomus grandis grandis is the source of this 1206-nucleotide messenger RNA. Its product is annotated as glyoxylate reductase/hydroxypyruvate reductase-like. Lineage: Eukaryota; Metazoa; Arthropoda; Insecta; Coleoptera; Curculionidae. Gene Ontology annotation, cellular component: cytosol. Gene Ontology annotation, molecular function: NAD binding; hydroxypyruvate reductase [NAD(P)H] activity; glyoxylate reductase (NADPH) activity. The record is from RefSeq and is a predicted model, not a curated record. The transcript has 8 exons. The coding region runs from base 150 to 1175 and encodes 341 amino acids.